AUGGGUUACACGUCUAGUGGAACGGGGAGAGCCGCCCAUGAGGCGUUGCUAGCCCGGCAGGAUGCUGAGUUGCGUUUGAUGGAGACCAUGAAACGAAGUCUUCAAGCUAAAAUGAAAAGCGAUAGGGAGUAUGCGCUCGCGCUGUCGGCCGCGGCGGCACAAGGACAAAAGAUGGAUAAAUGCGAAGAACUGAACGGAUCCGUCAUAGCGUCCGCCUGGCGCACCAUGACUGAAGAAUGGGAGAACACCAGCCGCAUGAUAAAGACAAACGCUGAAGCUCUCGAGUCCAAAGCUUUGGACCGCUUGAACACUUUAAUGUCUGAAAGACGAAAGGCCCGUAAAGCAUAUCAAGAGGAUCAUACUAAAAUAUCAUCGCAGUUUACACAGGUAGUUGGCUCCGAUUGGGCCGGAAAUGUUCUAAAUACUGAACAAGUCGCUUAUCGCAGUUGUCUAAUAGAACUGAUGAAUCCUAUGCGUGUGAACCUUGAUCAAAUCUCUUUAAAAUAA
Pieris macdunnoughi is the source of this 507-nucleotide messenger RNA. The record is from the annotation of a GenBank genome assembly. NCBI's taxonomy places the organism in Eukaryota, Metazoa, Arthropoda, Insecta, Lepidoptera, Pieridae.